Messenger RNA from Caenorhabditis elegans, 990 nucleotides. RefSeq names its product Coiled-coil domain-containing protein 176 (gene C49C3.7). The record is from RefSeq and is marked reviewed. Bases 19 to 852 code for a protein of 277 amino acids. NCBI's taxonomy places the organism in Eukaryota, Metazoa, Nematoda, Chromadorea, Rhabditida, Rhabditidae. The transcript has 3 exons.
UUUUUUUUUUCCAGAAGCAUGCCACCCCCUAAUAAAAGACAAAAACAUGCAAGAAUCUGUGGAUUUAUGGGUACACUUGCUAGAAAAAAGAAAGAAAUCGAACAACAGGAAGCUCUGAUGAAACUGCACAAUCUUCCAUUGACAUACACUGAAGACCAGUACAAGAUCGUUAAAGAGGAGUCGACGAUCUACAAAAACCGAUUUGAAACAGCUGCUGCUAAAAAUGUCGAGCUUUUAAAAGCCACUGAUGAACUCAAAAAAGAGCUGGAAUUUUUAAAGAGACAACCAGGAAACCAGUUUAAAGUUGAUAAAAAGUUGAAAUCCGAAAUUGACAGCGCUGAAGAGGAGUCGAAGUUCUACAAAAAUUGUUUCGAGACUACUGCUGCUGAAAAUGUUGAACUUUUAAAAGUCACCGACCAACUCAAGAAGGAGCUGGAAUUCUUGAAAGCACAACAAGGAAAUCAGUUUAAAGUUGAUAUGAAGAUCAAAUCCGAAAUGGAGAGCGCUACACAAUCUAAUUUGAUUCUGCUACGAGAAAAAGAAAUGUGGAAAGAUCGAUUUAAUGAUGUGCUCUCUGAAAAGCUUGCUCUAAGUGCACGAAUUAGAAAUGUGAUCGGCGACAGAUCGGAAUCCGUGGAAGUACCCAACGAUUCAAAUAGAGACAUUUGGGAAUUGCGAGAAGAUUUGGAAAUGGAGAGAAGUGCACGUAGAAAGGCUGAAGAAGAGCUGAAAAUUCUAAAAAUGACUUCAAGUCGUGGAUCUAUGCAUAUCAGCCGAGACUCCACCAACCAAACACCCAAUGAAAUUCUUCUGAGCAUGGCGAUCAGAUUAGAUUCGACGUCCAGUAAUUAAGGUUCCCUCCAACUCAGGCCAAGCCGUGUCAUCUUCAUGAAUCUCAUCACACAAUCAAUCAUGUGUUUCGUUGCAUUUAUGUUUUGAACGUUUUUAGAACGUUUCUGUUGUUGAAAUAAAAUAAAAUAUUAAUUAUCG